This is a messenger RNA of Chaetura pelagica (chimney swift), 994 nucleotides long. RefSeq names its product coiled-coil domain containing 107 (gene CCDC107). The record is from RefSeq and is a predicted model, not a curated record. The transcript is spliced from 6 exons. Lineage: Eukaryota; Metazoa; Chordata; Aves; Apodiformes; Apodidae. Gene Ontology annotation, cellular component: intracellular membrane-bounded organelle; neuron projection; neuronal cell body. Gene Ontology annotation, biological process: protein localization to cell surface; synaptic transmission, cholinergic. The coding region runs from base 1 to 882 and encodes 293 amino acids.
AUGACUACAGUCAUAGUUAUCCCUGGAAGUCUGAAAAACUUUUCUGGCUUGCUCAUUUUAAAUUCUGAAACACUGAGAUUUCUUAUUGCAAAGUACCCUCUCAGGUUAGCAGAAUUAGAUUCCUUUUUCUCAGGUAGUCCUCAGACAGUUCAUCAAGUUCACCUGAAUCCAGGAAAUUCUGAUGGCAAUACUUACCAGACUUUUCAGCAGAUGAAAAAUGCAAUGGAAAAAGAGAUUAAGAGUGAGAGAACAAGAGGAAAUGGUAGAGAGUUAGCAUUCACCCUCAUGCCCUUGUAUGCUCUUGGAGUGGGUGUGUUUGCAGCAUACAAAUUUCUUAAGGUGAAGUCACAUGAAGAAAGUCUCUCUAAAAAGGAAAAAAGUACAGAAGACAAGGCAAAGGAAACGGAGCAUCAGCUUUUAGAACUGGAGCAGCAUCUAGCACAAACAGAGAAAAUGUUAAAUUCUUUAUUGACUCAGUUGGAUCCGCUGUCAAACUGUGUUAAUGCUUUAGCUUGUGAGCAGAAAGAUGAAAUAAUGACACAGCUCCAAUCAAUUAGACGCCUGAUGAAAGAAAGUGGAUUAGAUAAAUCGGAAAACAAAAUGAAAGAUGUCAGCCACAUUUGUAAUGAGAAACUUGAAGAUCUCAUUCAGUCAUUUGCUGAACAUUCUCAAGAGAAAGAAAUGGACGACAGAGAAGAUGACAGUAACGAAGUUUUGCUUCAGGAUGUUGAUAAUGAUUACAAAAUAGAGGAGGACGAGUUAUGUGGUGAAUGUGAAAUACAUCAGUUUGAGCCAGAUGUGGUAGAAGACCAAGAAAUUAUAACCAAAGAUGCCAAUGAAUCAGAAGAAACAGGAUUGAGGAGACGUAGUAGAUACGAAUGAAAUCUGCAUAUGUAAAGCUUUCAAAACUUUAUGAUUUUUUUUAUAAUGUUGUAUGCACUUUAAACUGUUUUGAAUGAAGUUAUGUGCACUGCUAUAUGCUUUAAAAAGAGGG